AGCUAAACACAAACACUGCACUAAACAUAAGAAAAGAGUUAAGCGCGGUGGUGGAGAAGCGGCUUAUUUCUUCUUGGAGAUUUUUAUCCAAACACACGAGUUUUGCUUUGGAUUACUCGUGUUACGAGCUCAUUUUCUUACUGCUAUUAAAUUCGCUAGCUCUCCUUCAUUUCCUGUAGCUGAGUUCCGUUAAAUAGGAACAAAAUGCUGCCCUUGUCUUUGCUGAGAACAGCCCAGAAUCAUCCUAUGCUGGUGGAGUUGAAAAAUGGAGAAACAUACAAUGGUCAUCUGGUCAACUGCGACAGCUGGAUGAACAUCAAUCUUCGAGAAGUUAUCUGCACCUCAAGGGAUGGUGAUAAAUUCUGGAGGAUGCCCGAAUGCUACAUCCGAGGCAGUACCAUUAAGUAUUUGCGCAUUCCUGACGAAGUUAUCGACAUGGUCAAGGAGGAUGUGGUAGCCAAAGGUCGUGGUCGCCCUGACAACAAGCCCAGAGGUGGCCAGCGGGGUGGCCGCGGAGGAGCAUUCCAGCGGGGAGGUUUCAAUCAGCGCGGUGGUCCACGAGGAGGUCUCAGUAGGGGUGGUCCAGGUGGAGGUGGCAGAGCCCGCAAAUAAAAUGUACAUAAGACUAAUCACUUGAAA
Messenger RNA from Cloeon dipterum, 639 nucleotides. Its product is annotated as U6 snRNA-associated Sm-like protein LSm4. Gene Ontology annotation, cellular component: P-body; U6 snRNP; spliceosomal tri-snRNP complex. The record is from RefSeq and is a predicted model, not a curated record. NCBI's taxonomy places the organism in Eukaryota, Metazoa, Arthropoda, Insecta, Ephemeroptera, Baetidae. The transcript is spliced from 5 exons. Gene Ontology annotation, molecular function: U6 snRNA binding. Gene Ontology annotation, biological process: nuclear-transcribed mRNA catabolic process; spliceosomal snRNP assembly; P-body assembly. The coding region runs from base 205 to 612 and encodes 135 amino acids.